UGCCACCAACUCGUCCAAAUCAUCGAGUCAUAGGGACACAUCGGAUAGGAGGGAUCUCUGGUCUUCACGAAAGUGAACUCAGUCCCCAUGUUUCAUCACAAACAUCACGGAAAAGGAACUCCGGGUUCGGAGGCGCUAACGGUCGAAACCUCAGAAGAGGGAGGGAGACGACAUCAGAUCGACAUUGACGACGCCGAGACCCUUGCACCUCGAUCGAAACAAUGGAGAAUUCUGAUCCGUCACGCGUGGAAUUGGAAGCCGAGACCAGCUCGCUACGACCCGGACAGCCCUCCCAAGUUUACCAUCUGGCUGAACUUGUUAUUUGCAUUUGCUGCCUGCUUCACCGUCUCCAACCUCUAUUACAACCAAGCCAUUCUCAACCGCAUAGCCGACACCUUCGACGUCACCUUCGAAGAGGCAUCGUCGGUCGCCACGCUCAUGCAGGCCGGCUACGCCGGCGGCCUGCUCCUAAUCUGCCCGCUGGGCGACGUCUUUCCGCGGCGCCCCUUUGUCCUCGCCCUGGUGGUCUGUACCGCGAUUGUCUGGCUCGCCCUCUGCCUCACUACCUCCUUCCCCCUCUUCCGCGCGGCCUCCUUCCUCACCGGCUUGACGACGGUCACCCCUCAACUGCUCUUACCGCUAGUGGGCGACCUAGCGCCCCCAUGCCGCCGCGCCAGCUCGCUCGCCAUCAUCGUCUCGGGCUUGUCCCUCGGCGUCCUGGUCGCGCGCCUCCUGGGGGGCGCUCUGGCAUCCGAUGGUAGCUGGCGCAACGUCUACUGGUUCGGCCUCGGCGUGCAGGGGCUCGUUGUGGGUCUCUUGUACGUCUGGCUGCCCGACUACCCGAGCAAGAACCCUGUCAGCCUCGAUGACGGCGGUGCGCGGUGGAGUUAUCUGGGCGUGCUGGCCAGCAUCGGGCGGCUGGUGGUGACGGAGCCGUUGCUGGUGCAGGCGGGCGUAGUGGCGUUCCUGCUGAGCGCCGUCUUCACGUCGUACUGGACCACGCUGAGUUUCCUGCUGUCGGCGCCGCCGUUUGGUUACGACAGCGCCGUCAUCGGGCUGUUCGGGUUGAUUGGGAUCGUGGUGAUCCUGGCUGCGCCCGUGUUUAGCAGGCUCGUGAUUGACAAGGUGGUGCCGCUGGUGUCGGCGGUGAUGGGGUUGACGGUCGGGUUGAUGGGCGUCGUGGUGGGCACCUUCACGGGGUCGUACCACAUCGCCGGGCCCGUGGUCCAGGCCAUCGCCAUCGAUCUGAUGUUCCAGUUCACGCAGAUUGCGAACCGCGCGGCCAUAUACAGCAUCCAGCCGCAGGCGAGGAACAGAGUCAACACAGCCUACAUGGUGGCCGCCUUCUCCGGCCAGGUGACCGGAACGGCCGUUGGAAACAGGCUGUAUGCCCAGGGAGGGUGGGUAUAUAGCGGCAGCUGCAGUAUUGCGUUUAUUGGUCUUGCUCUUGCUGUCUGUCUUGCUCGUGGGCCGAGGGAGAGCAGCUGGAUAGGAUGGUCUGGCGGAUGGAGUAUACGUCGACACGAUUUGGCGGAUGCAAAGACGGCAUCUGUCGUUGAGGCCCCCGCUGAAAAUGAUAAGCAGGAAGGAGCAGGCAGGAGAAGUUCGGAUCGCAGAUCUGCCGGGGGGCGUCAGCCAUUGGCUGAUGUAGCAGGUCCUGGUCCCCCAAUCUCAACGACCAACGCCCAGUAGCUUAGC
Molecule: messenger RNA, 1698 nt
Organism: Parathielavia appendiculata
Lineage: Eukaryota; Fungi; Ascomycota; Sordariomycetes; Sordariales; Chaetomiaceae
Product: MFS general substrate transporter
Exons: 5
Coding region: 88-1692 (534 amino acids)
Biological process (GO): transmembrane transport
Molecular function (GO): transmembrane transporter activity
Source: RefSeq, a predicted model, not a curated record